Messenger RNA from Poeciliopsis prolifica (blackstripe livebearer), 5720 nucleotides. It is a transcript of the gene tmem229b, whose product is annotated as transmembrane protein 229B. Bases 272 to 868 code for a protein of 198 amino acids. The transcript has 3 exons. NCBI's taxonomy places the organism in Eukaryota, Metazoa, Chordata, Actinopteri, Cyprinodontiformes, Poeciliidae. The record is from RefSeq and is a predicted model, not a curated record.
CUCCAAUAUCUUUAUUGUGCUUUGCUCUGCAAUCUAUUGAAGGCUGCAGUCAUCCAUUGGUUGACAGAGCGGAGACGCCGCGCAGGAGAAGCCGGGCGACGGGGUAGCGAAAAGGCGCGGACCGACACCGACUCUUCCGGGCACGGCCUCACCGAGGGAUGUGUCGGAUUCGCCGGGCUGUGCGCCUGGGCAGACACCGCAGAGACCCUUCUGAAGAUCUGACUCCUGUACAUACAAAUAGGAAAUCUGUGUGAAACUCACAAGAGGAACCAUGCUAACCUUAGAAAGCUCAAGAGAGCCUGUUCCUCUCACGGCCCUCUCCCGCUGGUACCUCUACGCCAUCCAUGGCUACUUCUGUGAAGUGAUGUUCACUGCUGCCUGGGAGUUUGUGGUCAACUGCAACUGGAAGUUCCCCGGUGUGACCAGCGUGUGGGCCCUCUUCAUCUACGGCACCUGCAUCCUCAUUGUGGAGCGGAUGUACCUGACGCUGCGCGGCCGCUGCCCCGUGCUGCUGCGCUGCACCAUCUACACCCUGUGGACCUACCUGUGGGAGUUUGGGACGGGGCUGCUGCUUCGGCAGUUCAACGCCUGUCCCUGGGACUACACCGAGUUCCGCUACAACUUCAUGGGGUUGAUCACGGCCGAGUACGCCGUGCCGUGGUUCUGCGCCUCCUUCAUCGUGGAGCGCUUUGUCAUCAACAAAACCCUGCGGCUACGCUUUCACGAAGGGCCCGAGGACGGCUGGUCAAACCAUCGGCAUGAUGCUGGAGGAGGAGGAGGUGCUGGAGAAACUUUGGAAGGCAGCAGGCAACGAGAACAAAGGAGGGGGAGUGGCUUUAAUUCAAAUGGCUACCUUAAAGUUGAUUGAGUCGAUUUGCAGGGGACUCUGUCGCACCUCCUUGACCCGCCACUGGCACUUUUCCAUAUGCAAUCCUCACCCUUUAGUGCAUGGGAUGGAGCGACAGCCAUCAAGAAUAAGUUAGUUAGUGCUAAGGAAGUCAGAAAACAAAUGUCUAACCGAGGCUUCACAUCCCAAAUACUCACCAUUGUUAGCUAAACAGGGACUCAAAAUGCUCCUGUUAUUACUGCAUUUCACAUUACAUCCACCCAUUUACAUGGGAAUGACCCUUAUGCUAGGAUCUUCAGUGACAUGGACUAAACUUUAAAACUCCUUCUUGGAGCUCAGAAUAUAGGAUAAAAAUAAAAAAAAAAACACUUUUGCAGAGAUUAGUGUUAUUGUUCUGUAAAACAACUUCUUGGAAAAAAACCCCAAACAAACAAAAAAAUACAGUAUUUGUGUUAUUUAAGUAUGCACCAAUCUAUGUAAGAACAGUUCUCUUGCCUCAGAAAUGCUACAUGAAAGCAGCACAGCCACGAAGUAUAAUCUAGACACCCAAAUGCCGGACUUUCUUUAAAUUCAAAGGAAUGUGUUAUAUUUAAGAUGAUUAUUAAAAUGCAAAACGACACCCAUAGCUAUUUUUGUCAGUGUAGAAAAAAACUAUGAAGAUAUGAGGAAUUUUGUCACGGUCAGGUCGUAAUAAGUCGCAUGACCCUAAUAUUAGGGUCGCAUGUGCAAUUUUUUUAUUUAUUUAUUUUUUUUUGUAAUUCAAUCAGCCUCUCAUUAAGCAGCAGUAGAAGUGCUGCUUUGGGUGUUACCAAACUUUUUUUUUUUUUGAAGCAUCCAAAAGAGCCGGCCUCUACUUCCCUUCGUCAAAACGGUGCACAUUCACACACGCACAUGCACGCACUCGUACAGCCAAGUCAUUGAUUACACGUGAAAAACUCUUUACAAAAACAUGCGUCUUUAAGGAAAACCUAACAGUCACCUGAGUCUUAAAAACCUUGGUAUGGAGGUAAGUUGUCAGGAUGUGAAGUGAAGUCUCUUGUUUAUUCUCAUAAGGUGCUAAAGUUUAUAAUAGACACAAAUUAAGCUAGAUACUAGCAUGCGCUUUAUAAGAAGACACAUAACCAUGUUUCUCUCACUGUGUGAUAUUAAAUCAGACUAAUCAGAACAGAAUAAUGAUCGAUCAAUAAUUUUUUAAAAGAAUAUCCACAGGUUCACGGAUAUUUCCUCAAUUUGUGUUAGAAGAUUCCCAAGCCACGAGGCCAUUCUCAAUACUUGGACUCACUACACGUAAUCUUGGAGCUCUAAAUUUGAAGAAAGUUAUAGAAAUAAAAAAUCUCUUUCAUUAUUCUGGUGCUGAUAAAAACUAUUUGGGUGGCGCUAACUGGAAACAGGGCAAGGCGAGUCUGACGUAAUAUCAGAGGAUAAGAUGAAACUGUCUUGCUUAUACAGUUGAUGUGAAUAUCUGGUUUCUAGUUUAGUAUUAGGGGAGAAUGACCUGAAACUCUGUGUUUGCAUUACACCCGUCUUCAGAGCGCCGUGCAAUUUUGCCAAUUCGUACUCUUCUUUCUCACACAGCCAGUACCAUUUGACCCAGAACCACUUCCAUUUGGUACAGGACCAUUCUUGAUCAAUUUAUUGUCUUGGUAGUUAGAAAUUUAUGAACCUCACUUAUGAUUUGUUUAAUUGCAUUUUAUUUUCUGAAGAUUUUAGAGUAGGAGCAUUAACACUGGUCCAGAUCCCCGCUUCGACCGGUUGACUUCAGUGGAAAAGGAGCGAUCAUGAGGCUCAGAUAUUCUGCUAGCGGUAGCUUUUCCGAGUCAACUUAUGGAUGUGAGCUUAUGGAUGUGAGAAUUGUAAAAAUCGAACAUUCGCUUUAUUUCUUUUUAACAAGAAAUGCAUCCAUUUUUUUGGUUUCAGAUUUGUAUUCGCCAGUUUCAUACUGGGUUUGAGAAGAGAGAAUUUAACGUGUCUUUCCAAACUCUAAUCAUAGCAUUGUGAGAAAAUAUGACUUAACUAAACAACAACAUACAGAAGGUUGCUCAUUGUUAGCCUGCUUUCAUUGAUGUUUGAGUCAACCGGCCUCAAUGGGAAUCAAAACCAAAAUGCUUAGAAGUAACAAAAAAUACGUUUAUAAACUAUUUAAAUUAUACAUAAGAUUUGGGCAUUUUCUGACCAUUUAUCUACAGUAAUACACAAAAACACUUGACUACAAAAAAAUUAUAAAACAAUUUAGUCUUGGUAUUAUUUAUACGGAUGCAUGAAAUGGGUAUGGUUAUGGUUAUGAAAUGACUGUAGAAAAUUACUAACGUAGGUAACGUGUGUGUGUUGUGUGUGUGUGCGUGCGUGUGUGUGGAUUGAGGGUACGAGUUGGCAAAGGAGCGAUUAAAUUAACACUGUUAAUGUUUGCUUUUCUUUUGCGUGAUAUAUCUCCAAACUUGUCGUCUUCCCGCCAACAUCACUCUUAAUGUGAACGUAAGCGUUGACGUGGUGUGACAGCAAAAACCGUCCCUGUGAAACACUGUGGCCGUCGCACCACACCUAUUUGUGUGAAUUAAAAGUCGCACCAGGCCAAAUUCAAUUUCUUUGAUAGAGGCUUUCGAGUCGCUUGAAGGUUACACCCAGAAACACUUUGGCUAAUGUUCACUUGGCAGCAUUUUCAUCGCACUCUACAGCAGCGGACCUUUAAGAAUGUAUCCUCCCCCAGAAGCAGGGUUCAUUUAUUUUUUCACUUUGGUUCUUGAGGAUCACAUAAAAAUAAAAUAAAAAAAAAAAUACAUGGAAAGGUCUUUCAGCCCAUUUAUUCAGUCAACAACCAUAAUGUAUGUCUGACAAGUCACUGUGCUGCAUGUGCAAAUAGAAUGACAGAAGAUGCUGGUUAUCAGCGAAGGUCUGCGGUUGUCUUCUCUUAAAGCAUGUUGAAGUGUCCUUGAGCCACACGUUGAACCAUUAAACUGUAAGUAAGCAGGUCAUGGCUUUGCAUGGCUGCUUUCCUACUGUGUUUUUAUUUUGUGUGUGUGUAAUUGGACAUAUAUGUGUGGGUUUUAUUUAUUUAUUUUUUGGUAAAUAUGGGGAUGAUAAAUAAAGUGAUUCCUCUUGACAUCAUUUCUAUUACCUAUAUGCUAAAGUCUGUGAUGACUGUGAGUCAUGGCCAUCAACAUAAAAGCCUUUUGCAAUAUCUUUUAUCUAUUUUUUAAAAAGAAUUAUCUUGUGUGUCUCUGUCUGCAAUUACCUCUUUACCACAUAAAUCCUGUAUGUGGUUUGAUUCCACCUUGAGUACGCCAAAGACUUAAAAGUCUUAUGUGAUGAGUGUAAAAAACUCAUCCAAUUCACAGAGCCUUCCAAAAGCGUUGGCAUUUUUUGCGAUUACAAAAUUCAGUGUGCUUUGAUGGGGGUUCAUGUGAUAAACCAACACAAAGUAGUCAUAAUUGUGCAGAGGAAUUAAUGCAUUCUGUUCAACCUGUUUUACAAUUAAAACAAUUACAUAAAUGUUUGCUAGGAGGAAUAAGUAUUCAACACUCUUUACUCUGACACCAGAAGAGGUGCAACUUAUUGCCUUCAGAAGUUGUGUGUGUGUGGGUGAGUGUGUGUGUGUGCGUGGGUGUGGGACGGGUGUGUGUGUGUGUAAUCGAAUCUCAGUAUAAAUACAGCUGUUUCUGUGAAGGCCUCAGAUGUUAUGUUUCUCCAAACCACACGCCACUUCACAGUGACGGUAAAGACAGAUUACAAGAAACACAUUUUCAGAUUUCGACUCGCAAACUCAUGCGACAUGCUCCUUUUGUGUUCGUCAGUCACAUGAAAUCCAGGUAAAACAUGUUUGGUGCGCAGUCGCCAUAAAAGGCUCUGUAGACACCAUGAGCAUAUUGCUAGAGAAUUAAAAAGAAACAAGAAACCUUAAAGAGUAACAUCAGUAGUUGUAAAAGACAUAUCAAGAACAUUAAGCAUGUUUUUUUUGGCUAGAAUAUAAAUCCUGACAGACUCUUUACUAAACAUGUUCCUGGGAAAGAAAAGGACAUUACUGAACCAGACCUAAACUCCAAAUGUCACAGAAGACUCUAGAUAAACUCAAUAAAUAAUAAUAACAAUAAUAAAAAACAUGACCCAUUUUAAUGUUUCCACAGUUCUGCUUGACUAAGUGAACACUACGACCUUCUCCUGUGUUGAUGCGUUAAACGUGGAGUUUUCUCCUGAGAGAGCUGCUCUGCAUCUCAGAUGAAGUGCUGCCACCUAGUGGUGAGUGGUGCGCUAAACAGCCAGUGUUUUUGUUCUGCACUCCGCCGUCGCAUGCGUUGUCCGUUAGGCUUCAAAGCAAUACUGUAGAUGCGAUUAUUACCCUUUUCUAAAGGAAACGUCUCUGCAUAAUUCAUAUGCAGUCAAUAUCUUAACUUGCAAGCCUAAAUGUAUUCUCUGCAAUAUGUGCGUGAAGGAGCUAUGAGUCCAGCGGAGACGCUCGUCUCUGAGUUAAGUGCAUGAAUAAGAUGUUAACAGUGAGCUGGGUGUCUGGUGUUGUUUGUGUUUUAUUUUAUUUUAUUUUUUUUAAAUUUUCUCUCUGUUUGAAUGUGCAUGUCUAAAAGCAGCUCCACCAAACUCCUGUGUCAAGCUGCUGAUGAUUGAUCUUCGCAUUAUUUUUAUUUAAAGAAAAAAGAAAAAGAAAAAAAAGUCCAAAUAGGAGCAGGAGAAAUCUGUACUGUAUAUCUGUAAUGAAUGACUUUAUCAGUCUCUGAGGAACAACUGUUAAGAAAAGAAAAGUAUUUGGUUUUUAAUGUGUGUGGAUGUGAGGACUGUGAAAUAUGUCUAGAAUGCCCUUUUUUAUAUUAUUUCCUGAUUAAUUAUUGUUAUUUAACCUCAUGAAUUAAAAAUAAACAUCUUGCUGGUC